This is a messenger RNA of Prunus armeniaca (apricot), 294 nucleotides long. NCBI's taxonomy places the organism in Eukaryota, Viridiplantae, Streptophyta, Magnoliopsida, Rosales, Rosaceae. The record is from the annotation of a GenBank genome assembly.
AUGAAAAUCAAGUUCAAGCAAAGCAUAAGAGCAAAGGAACUUCCACAAAGUGCGAAGUGCAAAAUGCUUGAGAAAAGAUUCAAGGAUCCUGAGGAGGACAUAAAUUUAAUAGAGACUAGUAUAUCUGAAACGGCGUUCCUUUUGUGCAAAAGAGUUAAGGAAAACUUUGGGGAUGAUGCGGACAAGUUUUCAGAAUUCUUGGUUCAACUGCACAUGUGUAGACAACUGAGGGUCGAUUUGACCGAGUUUUUAAACUUGGUGGAUGACUCUGUUCGAGCGGAGAACGUCUUAUGA